This is a messenger RNA of Sciurus carolinensis (gray squirrel), 1582 nucleotides long. Its product is annotated as speckle-type POZ protein-like. Gene Ontology annotation, molecular function: ubiquitin protein ligase binding. Bases 545 to 1042 code for a protein of 165 amino acids. Gene Ontology annotation, cellular component: cytoplasm; nucleus. The transcript has 2 exons. NCBI's taxonomy places the organism in Eukaryota, Metazoa, Chordata, Mammalia, Rodentia, Sciuridae. The record is from RefSeq and is a predicted model, not a curated record. Gene Ontology annotation, biological process: regulation of proteolysis; proteasome-mediated ubiquitin-dependent protein catabolic process.
UUACACCCAGGUUAAAGUAGUAAAGUUUUCCUACAUGUGGACUAUUAAUAACUUCAGUUUUUGUCGAGAGGAGAUGGGUGAAGUGUUUAAAAAGUUCAACAUUUUUAUCUGGCCCAAGUGACAAAAUGAAAUGUCAGCUGCCCCAAAAGUGAAGUUCGAGCAAAAUUCAAAUUUUCCCUUCUGAACGCUAAAAGGGAAGAAACAAAAGCAAUGGAAAGCCAAAGAGCAUAUCGAUUUGUGCAAGGGAAGGACUGGGGAUUUAAAAAAUUCAUUAGAAGGGAUUUGUUGCUUGAUGAAGCUAAUGGUCUUUGACCAGAUGACAAGCUAACAUUAUUUUGUGAGGUGAGUGUGGUUCAAGAUUCAGAAAACAUAUCAGGACAUAUGAAUACAAAUACUUUGAAGGUGCCUGAAUGUCGACUAGCAGAAGAUUUAGGUAAUCUCUGGGAAAACACAAGAUAUACAGAUUGCAGUUUUUUUUGUGAGAGGACAAGAAUUUAAAGCUCAUAAAUCUGUGCUUGCAGCUCGAUCCCCAGUUUUUAAUGCAAUGUUUGAACAUGAAAUGGAAGAAAGCAAAAAGAAUCAAGUGGAAAUAAAUGAUUUGGACCCUGAGGUUUUUAAAGAAAUGAUGAGAUUCGUUUACAGAGGGAAAGCACCAAAUCUUGAUAAAAUGGCUGACAACUUGUUGGCAGCUGCAGAAAAAUAUGCACUGGAAUGGCUGAAGGUCAUAUGUGAAGAAGCUUUGUGUAGUAACCUCUCAGUAGAAAAUGUUGCUGAUACCCUUGUCCUUGCAGAUUUGCACAGUGCAGAACAGUUGAAAGCACAAGCCAUAGACUUCAUUAAUAGGUGCAGUGUACUUCGACAACUUGGGUGUAAAGAUGGGAAAAACUGGAACAGCAACCAAGCAACCGACAUAAUGGAAACAUCAGGGUGGAAGUCCAUGAUUCAGUCUCACCCUCACUUAGUAGCAGAAGCCUUCCAAGCAUUAGUAUCUGCACAGCGUCCACAGUUUGGCAUUCCACGCAAACGGCUAAAGCAGUCCUGAAAUCUUCCAUGAACAGUAGAAAACAAAGGAAUUGACUUUUACUCCUCCAGGUCCAGAAGGAUUCUAAUACACAAACCAUAAGCAAGAGUUGUUUCUGUUUUCUUGUCCACAGAACAGAAGCUGAAAAAGCAUAUUGCUUGCAUUUCAGGUGGAUAAUUUAUGGUUUAUACUUCAGCUUUAAAUUAGACUGAUUACUUCACUUUAAGGCCUUAAAUUAUCUUCAAUGACUUCUCUUGUUCAUAUAAUAACUUUAAUUUUUUUUAUUGUGCCUUGUCAUUUUGACCAAGGCUUUGCAGGAUUGCACUAGCUCCAUAAUGCAGUAAUAUUGAUAACUGAAGAUAUUAAGUUUCAAAAGGAUCUUCCAUUAUUUUGGGGAAAAGAAAAUGAAUUUUAUAGGGUUUGUCCUAUGCUAUCUCAAAGUUUAAAACUAGGUCCUGUCAGGGUCUUAAGCCCCCGUGCCCUUCUCAACCAGCAGCAAGGGAAGGGGACACUCCCCAACAAGGUCAGAUCAGGAUAGGUAAGGCCGACAGACUGCCCGCU